AUGAUCCCAGAAAAUCAGGAAAAAAGGAAGGUUCAGACAUUGGAAGCCAUCAAGGGUAGUGGGGGCUCUAUUAAAGUUGGAACAACUGGUACUAUCAGUGCUUUGAUGUCAAGAGAAUUAGAUUCUAAGAAACUUUCUCCUCAGGCACCGGUUUCAUGUAGAAGUCGGUCUCCUACUGUUUGUUCUUUCAUUGCUGGCAGAGCGACCAGUCCCGAAAGAGUGAAGCCAAGAACAUCGAGUGACGAAGCAAGCAGCAGCGGGAUGUCUGAGGGCAAAAAGAAAAGCCUUGAAAUUGCCAGGAAAACAAAACACUCCGGUCGAAAAACUCAUCAAAUCCCAAUACUAGAAUCAGAAAAUAUUUCCUUAGAUAGAACACCUGUUAGGCAGAAACCUGAAAGAAAGGGACAUCACAUAGUGGAAAUUGUGGACAUAAAUUGUGGGGAUGUUGACAUAACUUGGGCAGGCCCUAUAAAGAAUCGCCUGAAGAAGCUUGGUUUCUCAAAGCUAUCAGAGAGCCCUGUCUAG
Molecule: messenger RNA, 525 nt
Organism: Lycium ferocissimum
Lineage: Eukaryota; Viridiplantae; Streptophyta; Magnoliopsida; Solanales; Solanaceae
Exons: 1
Coding region: 1-525 (174 amino acids)
Source: RefSeq, a predicted model, not a curated record